AAAUAUGACAACAGGAGUUACAGGAGAAGCUUCCAGGAAAUGAGAAAACAGCACCCCACAAUUCCUAGAAUGGAAUUGUGAGUCCAGGAACUAUACAGGUCGGCGAUGACAGGGCUCCAGAGACAGGCAGGUGGGGUCUCCAGUCUCCAUUGUACCACCUGGCCUUAUUUAUACCCUACUCAAGCUUCUUUCCUUCAAAGUAGAAGAAAAUGGUUUCUGUGUCGGAGUCUUUCAUCCCAAGCUGUUUUCAGUCAACUGGUGGGCAUCCCUUUGCUCUCUCCUGACAGGCAUCCUGGUCAUUUGAAGACUGAGACCAAGAUUGGAAGCAUGGCCGACCUCAGGCAGCUCAUGGACAAUGAGGUGUUGAUGGCCUUUACCUCCUAUGCAACGAUCAUUCUUACCAAGAUGAUGUUCAUGAGCUCUGCGACCGCAUUCCAGAGGAUAACCAACAAGGUUUUUGCCAACCCAGAAGACUGCGCUGGCUUUGGCAAGGGAGAGAAUGCCAAGAAGUUUGUUCGCACUGACGAGAAGGUGGAACGCGUGCGCAGAGCCCACCUGAAUGAUCUUGAAAACAUCGUUCCCUUUCUCGGCAUCGGCCUCCUGUACUCCCUGAGUGGACCAGAUCUCUCUACAGCCCUCAUGCACUUCAGAAUCUUUGUAGGUGCUCGGAUCUACCACACCAUUGCUUACUUGACUCCCCUUCCUCAGCCAAACAGGGGCUUGGCAUUUUUUGUUGGCUAUGGAGUUACUUUGUCAAUGGCUUACAGGCUGCUAAGGAGCAGACUGUACUUGUAAAGAGAAUUGUGAUCUUCACCUUCUAAUUGAUUCUUUUUAAAAAAAGAAUUCCUAUAUUUUCAGUGGAUUCAAACUCUUUCUGAGGUUUUAAUGCGUGAAAGGAGCAGAGAAAUUAGGAAUCAGGGAAAAUUCAGUUAAAAGACUAGCAUCAGUAGGCUCUAUUCUUUUGUAUUUGGGUUAGAAAUUUAAUAUAAUCAGCCUUAACUAUGUUGUCUAACUCCUAAAGUACUUUGUUAUAAAGUCUUGAUUUCAUCAUAAUUUGUUACAUUUGUCUAUAUUUCCUACGGUGCAUCUAUAAAGAGUGCACACACCUAUGGGAAACCUAGGUUUCAUUAUAGCUGAAGUAGACACAUGAAUUAAAAACAUUACAAAUGAAA
Messenger RNA from Mus musculus (house mouse), 1172 nucleotides. It is a transcript of the gene Mgst1, whose product is annotated as microsomal glutathione S-transferase 1. The coding region runs from base 106 to 795 and encodes 229 amino acids. Gene Ontology annotation, biological process: cellular oxidant detoxification. Gene Ontology annotation, cellular component: mitochondrial outer membrane; endoplasmic reticulum membrane; membrane. The transcript has 4 exons. NCBI's taxonomy places the organism in Eukaryota, Metazoa, Chordata, Mammalia, Rodentia, Muridae. Gene Ontology annotation, molecular function: glutathione transferase activity. The record is from RefSeq and is marked validated.